AUGAGAACCAGAAGCUGGUCAAUUUCUUCCCUUCUAUCACGACCCAAGCCCCCGCCCCCGGAAGAACAGGGGCACCGCCUCACGCGGCAGCUGUCCUGGCAAGGGGACAAACGGUCCAGCCAGAGCAGGAGCUCGCGUUCGUCAUCGAGCCAGCACAAGCAAGAGCUGGACAGGGAUUUCGCGCAAGGGCCCAUCUCUCAGUACGUGGGCAACCCAAAGCUCGCCCCGUUCCAGCAUACCAGUGAUAAGACACCGCGGCGCCCAGCGGUUGAGGAGAAGCGUAUACCGACUCAAGGCCACAUCUCCCAGUACGUGGGUAAUGCCAAGCUCGCUCCGGUCCAGCACUCCAGCAAUGAGACGACGCGGCGCCCCUCAACGGAGAAGAGACGUACCUCGGCUCAGGUGCCCAUCUCACAGUACGCGAGCAGCAGCAAGCUCGCGCCACUCCUCAGAGCUGAACACACGGCGUGGCGCCCUGCAGCGGAGGACAUACGACGUUCCUCAGCUCAAGAGACCAUGUCCCAGUACUCGCAGUACUCGGUGAAUUCCGGCUUUGCUACAGGCCGGCCCCCCAGAGAUGACGACGCUGAGCGGCGCACCCCCGCGGGGAGGAUCAGAUCGAACACGGUCGACAGCGGGCGCGCCAACACAGCUGACUACUCCGCGUCGACUUCGAAGCUGACUGGAGCUGCACGGCCGACAAUAGUGCAUCCUCAUCGGCCCAAUAACUCUCGUUUCGACUCCCGCGCAGGUCCGCAGGUUCACUCGUCGCCCGAGUGGGUCAAUGUUAUUUGGAUGGGUCGGAAGGCCUCCGCCCAGCAGGAUGGCCGCCCAAGCGAAAUCGAGUCUGCGACCGCACGUGGAAGAGGGGAAAGUGGUAAGCUCUUGCCGCCUGAGAAAGACAGGCCACCACGCAUCCCGGAGAAGGACAAGCUUGUCCCAUCGGCGAAGAGUGGACCGCCGCUACCCGAGAAGGACAAGCCACCACACAAGGCUUCCGUCCCCGGGACUGGCGCCGUACAUAGUGGCGACACCAACGCGCGUCAGCAUCUGCGCAGCAGCUCGGAGACACGCGGGACCGGGACUCACCACUCUGCUAGUGGCCAUGUACACGCGCGCACUGGCUCGAACGAUGUUUCCAGAGCCGCCAAUGUUGCCUCCCGCUCGUACGGAGACGUGCGCGUUGCGGCUCGGAGUGUCACUCGCGACGUGCACGCCUCCUCGCGCAGCCACGAGCACUUGCGCACCAGUCCGGAGGUUGUUACCGGCACAUCCUCGCGCCAAUACAGCCACACAGGACGUCCACCCGCUGGUUACGGCACCGUCCCCGUGCCACACACAUCCUCCAAGCCCCACGGGUACGGACAUGUGCGAUAUGGCUCUGAGACAACAGCCACCAACGUCGCCGGCUCUUCUCGCCAGCAGGGCCACGGGCGCAGCAGCUCGGACGACAUUGUUGAGCAGCGUCGGAAGGCCAGCAUAGAGCAGGCGCGUGAGGCCCACCGUUCUCGCCAGAGGUGGUGUCCGCCGGCGUCCUCUGUGGUCUACCAGGCUCGCUACACCCGUGAUGGCCACCACAAGUCUGUUCCCGCGGGUAGCACGCAGCAGGCGUCGGAGGCUGAUCGCCCUCGCCACAGCCACGAUCCCUCGGCAUCCACUGCAGCCCACUAUGAUCGCUCCCACCUGUUCGGCCUCCCAUCUAGCAAUGACGUCCUCAGUGUAGGUGUGCGCCGUUCGUCGGCUAAGCAAGUUGCGCGAGAACAGACUUACGCGGCUGGCGACCAGGUCGUCCCGAUGGCGCGCCCCCACGCCAUCUAUACCCCGUUCAAGCCGGCUUCGUCGUCCAAUCCGGACUCGGGAAAAGCCAGCACUUCCUCAGUAGAUGCCGCUAUCCCAACAGCUACCGUCCGCCGCCAGCCUCGGGCUGCUCCUCGCCAAGUAGCCGCCACCGACUCGCUCGACGGUCCCUUGGCGGAGGUUAUGGAGAUGUAUGAUCCCCGUCGACGCUCGAGCGGGCAAAUCCAUGCUGCUGGCCCAUCUCGCCAGGGGGAUUCCUCCAUCGGUGCCAACGUCGCAGAUGUUUCGGGCACGUCCUCGAGCCGCCAGAACUCUGGCAGCGACUACUCAGAAGAGGUCGUCAUUGCUCCCUCUGUAUACCUUCCGAGUACGCAGAUUACACACCCUCAGGUAAUCCCCCUCAAUGUUGCAAAGUCUCAGCGCAACCGCAACCCAAUGUCCAGAGAAGGUGCGAUGACGGGUUUCGGCCCUCAACUGGUGGGCGGAGGCGGCGCGAAGACGGUCGUAGUCGACGAUGCGGAGACUGUCGAGUCUUUCGAAGGGGAGGUUGUGGACAUCGAGGAGCCUGUGGAAGUUGACAUGCUCAAGGAGAGCGAGCGGAUGAACCGCCACGAGCAGGUGCGACAACUGGCUCGCGAUCAUCGAACGAAUGCGAAGCAUCAUCGUGACAGACGAUCCUACAAGUAG
Messenger RNA from Sparassis crispa, 2484 nucleotides. RefSeq lists its product as hypothetical. Bases 1 to 2484 code for a protein of 827 amino acids. The record is from RefSeq and is a predicted model, not a curated record. NCBI's taxonomy places the organism in Eukaryota, Fungi, Basidiomycota, Agaricomycetes, Polyporales, Sparassidaceae. The transcript is spliced from 3 exons.